This is a messenger RNA of Puntigrus tetrazona (Sumatra barb), 828 nucleotides long. RefSeq names its product bolA family member 1 (gene bola1). NCBI's taxonomy places the organism in Eukaryota, Metazoa, Chordata, Actinopteri, Cypriniformes, Cyprinidae. Bases 189 to 614 code for a protein of 141 amino acids. The transcript has 2 exons. Gene Ontology annotation, cellular component: mitochondrion. The record is from RefSeq and is a predicted model, not a curated record.
AUGUAGACCCGAGCAAUAAGUUAUAUUGUAAGGAGCGGCGAUGAAGCGAAAUCUACAAUAUGUCUUUUCUAAUAUCUCGGCUGUUUUAUGAAUCUGCAUGAAGUUUGCGGCUUAAAUAUACAAUUUUUUCAGAACAUGAUCCAUGAGAUUGAUAUUUCUGACUGACCUUGGAUGUGUUCCUGCACCUGAUGCUGUGCAGCGCUCUCCGCCGCCUGCGUCCCUCCACCUGCAUCCUCGCCUCAACCAGACAUCUGACCCACAUGGGUCCUGUGGAGACCACAAUACGGACCAAACUGGCCCAGGCCCUCAAACCUGAGCACCUGGAGGUCAUGAACGAGAGUCACAUGCACGCCGUCCCUGCUGGUUCGGAGUCCCACUUCAGAGUUCUGGUGGUGAGUCCUCAGUUUGAGGGUCUUUCGCUCUUGCAGCGUCACCGGCUUGUGAACGAGGCUCUGCGGGAGGAGCUCAGCACCUGCGUUCAUGCCCUCGCCAUCCAGGCUAAGACGCCCCAGCAGUGGAGCAGCAACCCUAGCCUGGCCAAAAGCCCCCCGUGCCUGGGAGGAUCCAAGCAUGAUAACACGAUGACUGAGAAACUGAAGGCGGGUCGAGACUGACUGACAAAAACUUACUUAAUAUAAUAAUAAUUAGCUAGGAAGUUUUAUUAGUUGGUUUAUUUUGCCUCAUGGAUAUUUGUCAUCUGGAGCCUAAUGAAGGCUAAUGCUCAGUAUAUAAUUGACUGCAUACAAACAUUAUUUAUUAUUAUUAUGUUGUUCUUAUCGGUUUGGACUAGAUAAGUACAAUAAUAAAAUGUGUUUUAUGCUUCAUUUA